This is a messenger RNA of Synchiropus splendidus (mandarinfish), 6953 nucleotides long. It is a transcript of the gene pcm1, whose product is annotated as pericentriolar material 1. Lineage: Eukaryota; Metazoa; Chordata; Actinopteri; Syngnathiformes; Callionymidae. Gene Ontology annotation, biological process: cilium assembly; intraciliary transport involved in cilium assembly; centrosome cycle. Gene Ontology annotation, cellular component: centrosome; centriole; centriolar satellite. The record is from RefSeq and is a predicted model, not a curated record. The transcript is spliced from 40 exons. Bases 247 to 6519 code for a protein of 2090 amino acids.
AAGUUGUUUGCCAUUGCUUCUAACGAAGAAGACGGUGUUGGUGGUUGCCUGAUUUUUUUUAUGGAAUGAUCGCGUUAUAGAUAUUUUCACGAUAUCGUUGGUCCAUGCGAUACAUUCGUCAUAGUUUUUUAUGGUUUAUUUCAAGGUCGUUGCUGUGACUCUUCGUCCACUUUCUCCCUGAACGCAGAAGCUGUGGACUAACGUGUUGAGAGGUGACUCAACUGCCAAAGGAGAGCAGCCAAAGGGAUGGCUACGGGAGGUGUUCCUUUUGAGGACAGUGCGGAGGAGCUACACAACUGGAGUAUCACAAAUGUCAGUCUGGAAGACAGGCUGAACAAUAUGGAUUGGGGUGUGCAGCAGAAGAAGGCGAACAGAUCCGCUGACAAGAACAAGAAGAAGCCUCCGGCUGGGGUGGUGGAGAGCCGUCUAACUAAUGACAUUUCACCUGACUCAACGCCUGGGGCUGGACGCAGGAGAAUACACACCCCUCAUUCCUUACCGCACAUUAAAUACACCACACAGAUGUCUGUCCCAGACCAGGCCGAGCUGGACAAGUUGCGUCAGAGGAUCAAUUUCACAGAUCUUGAUGAGCGAAGCGUCGGAAGUGACUCACAAGGUCGCGUCACUGCUGCCAACAACCAGAGACAGUUGGGGAGCGAUGUCAAGAAGCCCUUUCUCCCUCUACAUGUUAACACUAACAAAAGCAAGGAGUUGCAGCCUCCCUCAUUUUCUGCCCCGGCUACUCCAGCACUAACCAAGGAGACGAAGAAACAGAGUCCAGUACUCAGAGAUUCAGCAGCACCAGUGGUACUCAGAAAGGAUAUAUCACGACGCACUGGUGGAACUGAGAGGGGGAUCACUGGUCCAAGAGAACACAGGAGGGGAGAGUCGUCACUCGACAACAGCCAGGUUGUGAGCAAGCUGGUUCAGAUCCGGGAGUACAUCAGUAAGGCCAGGUCCAUGUGGGCUGACCUGGUUGAGAAGAACGAUGUGCCGGCCAAUGUGGAGCGACUGUCGCAGCUCAUCGAGCACCUCAAAGAGCAGGAACAGUCCUACUUACGAUUGCUCCAAAAAAUGCUGGCACAGCACAAUGAGCAGGACGAUGCUGGGACUAUGGAUUCUGCAGUGGGAUCUGGAUCAUUAGCUGAGAGCAAUGUUGAAAAUCCCUCUUCUGAUGCGUAUAAUGCAACGGUGGGUCCACUUGAUGCUGAUCAGAAGGAAGAGCUGGAAAAUCUGCGGAAGCAGCAUGAGUUACUUAAAAAGAUGCUGGAGCAGCAGGAGCAGCUGAGGGUGUUGCAGGGUCGGCAGGAGGCUCUGAUGGCCAUGCAACACAACGGAGGACAGGCUCUGGCUGUCGUCGAUGAUACUAUUGUCACAGAAACUACGGGAAGUGUGUCUGGCUUGAGCAUCACAUCGGAGCUGAACGAUGAGUUAAAUGAUCUGAUCCAGCGGUUUCAUAACCAACUUCAUGACUCUCAGACCAAGACAGUUCCAGACAAUCGCCGGCAGGCAGAGAGUCUCUCCCUCUCCAGAGAGGUGGGCUGGUCCAGACCUCCUCAGGCUCCAGGACCUCCUCAACACAGGCCUCUACUCCAUUCUGCCUCUGGCCCUCACACUGGCCUCGACACCGGUGCUACUGCAGCCAAGCUCACUAAGCUCCAAGAGCUGCAAGACAAGAAACAAACUAUGGACCGGAUUCUUCAGGAGCUACAGUCACUCCGAGAUCAAACGCUAAACAACAACUACUGUCGUGGGGUGUCGGCACAACGCAGCUUGAGCUUCGGAGGAUCAUCUGACUAUCCACCUGCUCUUGGCGCUGCUGCUUCUACAUCUUUUCACUUGUCACACAAACAACACCAGGACCAUACCAAAUCCACAGAUAAGCUCAGGAAACUGAAGGAAGUCCACAAGCGUUUGAACGAGCUCCGUGAGUUGGUGCAGUACUACGAGCAAACCUCUGACAUGAUGGUUGAUGCGGUUAACGAAAACGUCAAGGAGGAGGGCGAUGAUGAGGACGAGGAAGACGAGACUGAGGACGGCUCCUUAUUUGAGGCCAUAUUUGACUCUGAGCAGGAGACUCACCAGCCGGUCACGAAUAUCCGGAACAAACCACAAACUGGUAACUGGGCUGACCGAAACAGCUUGACCAUCGGGGGCAGUGCCCAGGGAAGCACAUCCAACAACCAUGACAGCCGACUCAACAGGGAUUGCGAGAUCAACAAUCGCACUGCCAACAUCCGCAGCCUUAACGUCACCAUAGAUUGUCAGCACAAUCGGGACGCUCCUUAUAAACAGGCCAAGGGUGAUGAGGACCGGAAUAAUGAUGGAGCGCGGCCUGUGACGCUGGACAACGAGUCAAGUCGUAGAAGCAGCCUCGAUGAUGCUGAUGAGUAUCCUCCAAAGAUGCACCGGCAGACAGCAAAGCAGAAGCUCAGGCAGCUGCAGGAGCUAGUAGCUAUGGUUCAGAGCGAUGACACAGAUGUUACAACGGCAAAUGAGGAUGAUUCUCUGCAACAACAGCCCAACAACACUAGAGCGCCUGUGACGGAACCACAGAGCACCAGGUCAAAGCAGAAUCCGAGGGAAGUUUCUCUCUCAAGCAAAGCAAGGGAGCAGCUGUAUGAGGAGAAGCUGCGCCAGCAAAAGCAGGAGCUGAAGCAGCUGCAUGAAGAACGACGCAGACUUAUCGAAAUUCAGGACAAGAUCAGUGACCUGCAGUGGGCUUGUCCAGAUCUACAGUCGUCUGUGUCAAGUACGGGUCAGCAGGGGCUUCUUCGGAAAGUUCCUGCAGCUUCAUCCACUCCAGCAAAGCCGCUUUCUUCCCCGGGGCCAAAGUUCAAUUCUGUGGGACUCAAGCCUACGCCACCAGAAGCUGCGACUCCUGCUGUCACUGACAAUGAGCAGCUUUGGUCAGAGAUGCGCCGCCACCAGAUCAUGCGGGAGGAACUACGUCAACGAAGGAAGCACCUAGAAUGUUUAAUGGCAGAACACCAGAGACGCAAUGGCUUCAGUGACUCUUUCAGACUGGAUGACAAUGAUAGCUCAGCCACGCCCUCACAGCCCGCUAGUAGAGAUGAAAGGACUAUGGCUACCUGGGGUUCAACUCCCUGCAACCUGAAUGCUGGCGACGAGGAUGACGAGGAGGUGGAGGGAGAAAACUCGGCAACUGGCAUAGAUGAGGAACAAGAAGGUGGCGCUGAGAGCACAUCUGAUGAUGACGAUGUUCAAAUCUACUCGUCUGGCAGGGACCAGCGCCGCUACACUAAUGGGAACAAUCGAGAAUGCAACCUGCAGCCUCUGCCGACCUUCUCCUGUGAUAGCAGUGUGCAGCCUUCUCCUCAGGGCAAAGCAGAUGCCAAACCAUUCUCCCGAGGUUUGAAUCAGACCGCGAAUCAGCCAGGUCCGAGACGGCAGGAGAACCUGCGCUGGGCAUCUGACCUGUCAUCUGUAGAGGGCUCGUGGCACUGGCAGGAGCAGAUCAGUCAGCUCCAGGGACAAUUGGACUUCAGCACCAGCAUGUGUCAGACUCUUCUGCAGGACCAGCAGAACCUUUCCUACAUGUUGCAAACGUUGCUGACUGGUCAGUACAGCAUGCUACCCAACAACCUGUCAUCACCGCAGGUCCACCUGGUUAUGCACCAACUCAACCAAUGUUAUACCCAACUAGCAUGGCAGCAGAACAAUGUCCAGAGACUAAAACAGGUGCUGAACGAGCUCCUUCUCCAGCAGCAGCAGCAGCAGCAGCAGCAGCGGAUUCCUCCAUCUGCAGGUUUGGCAGCACAUAACCAGAGCUCCUCCAAAAAUCCUGCCACCUGUCCGUCGGCUUCUUCUGGUGUCUUUCCUCCAUUUUCCUCCUGUCUACAUUCACCAGCCAACAACAUGGCCUCUGCUGCCUUACCUGCACAUGCUCCAAGCUUUAGUUUGUUCCCCCUCUUUCCUGGAACAAUGGGAACAGCCCCGGCAGGAGCAACAGAGCAGCGGAGCCCUGACAAUCCAAAGCAGCAUUUGGAUGCCAACCAUUCGAUGAAAACAGAGUACAUGAGUUUCCCUCCUCCGCUGCAGCGUUCCCCAUUUAAUUCCACCACAGAGACAGAAUCUGCAGGUUGGCUCGAUGCGUUGCACAAAAACAACACUGUCGCCGAUCAGACAUCCAAGACGGCAAAUGAGUCACCGGCGACCGGACCCCGCCGUAACAGACUGCAAGAUCUCGACCAGGCUUCGCAAGAAAGCUUCAGCAGCUUGGUCGAUCCCUUUGACACGGCCAUCAUGACUUACAAGACUGGGCGAAAGGCAUCUGCCCAGGCCAACUUGGCCACCAGAAGUAAGACACCAAAAACCAAAAGCAGACGCAGAUGGAGCAAGGGACGCAACAACAACACUGAUGGCCAGGAGAGUGACGGUGUCAGUAGCAUUACUGACAUCUGUCAGAAGAGGGCAGCACCGACUCACCCGAGGGACAAAAAUCAGCAUCUGUUGGAUAAACUGACGCAAGAGAAGCUGGACAGUAAAAGCUCAGCCGGCAAUAAACGAAAUGACCUCUCCUCUGCUUAUGCUUGGAGAACACCCUUCCUCUGUAACAGAAUUGCAUGCACAGAGGCACCAGAUGCCAGCAGCGACUUCUCGCUCUUCGAGGCUCUGAGGGAGACCAUCUACUCUGAAGUGGCAACACUAAUAUCUCAGAACGAAUCCCGGCCUCAUUUCCUCAUCGAGCUCUUUCAUGAGUUGCAGCUGCUUAACACUGACUACCUUCGCCAGAGGGCGCUAUACUCCUUACAGGAUAUUGUCACCAGACACUUGUCAGAGAACGGUUCAUCCAAGGACCAGAUUCACCCUCUAGGACCUGAAAAAUGGACUACAGAUGUUCAGUCUGAACUCACACCGAGCCAAAGCCUGGAGACCAGCGAUGAUGAGGUGGUGGAGAAGAACCUGAGGCUUCCUCAGGACUUGAAGAAGAAGGACGAUACUGAGUCUGUGGGCAACGACAGCAUGUCCACCUCCUCUAACCUGGAUCCAUUCGCCAAAGAUGACCUCGGCAACACAGUGAUUCACUUAGACAAAGCUUUACACAGGAUUAAAGAAUACGAGCGCAUGAAGCUUAAAGCCGUGUUUGACACCAUCCAUGUGGAUGGUGCGGGGGCUAGCGAGUCUGAUGGUUCGAACGCUGAAUGCGGUGCUGACUCCGCUGCUGAUCCGCUGGAAGCAGAACGGGCCGGUGACGUCCCGCAUCCGCAGAUCGACACCCAGCUGUUGGACCGACAGAUCAAAAGCAUCAUGAAGGAAGUGAUUCCUUUCCUCAAUGAGCACAAGGACGAGGUGUGUUCCCCGCAGCUGCUGACGUCUGUGCGUCGCAUGGUGCUGACUCUGGCCCAGCAGAAUGACGAGAGCAAGGAUCUGGUCAACUUCUUCCACAGGCCUCUGGGUGGCAUCCUGCAGGAGUCUCUGAACAAGUUCGUGGGCCGGACUCUGAAUGACUGCGGGGAGGAUCUUCUGGUGGAAAUCUCCGAGAUCCUCUUCAAUGAACUGGCCUUCUUCAGGCUCAUGCAGCAUCUGGACAGCAGCAGCAGCAAAGUAUCCUCAGCCGCCAAGCAGAAGACCAAGGAGGCUGACCCUGCUAAACUGAGCGGCGCUCUGAAGGUCGGUUUCCCUCUCCACACUCUCGCCACAUGGGUCUUGGUCCUGUCUAAAAACCAGUCUCCUACACAGGAAAACAACGUGGCUGCUGGGGACAGAUCCUAUUCUCUGACCUACUUGGACGAAGACAAGGACCAAGACGAGGCUGAGCAGGAGGCAGAGCCCACGUUGCAGGCCUCCUACAUGCUGACUAAGAUGAACAACCAGAGGAGCAGUGAAUCUUCCGAGGCUGAGGAGGAGCUGGGUGGAGGACAGGAGCUGCCUCUGUCCAUCAACCUGUCCAAAGCCGAGAGCCAGGCUCUGACCAGCUACGGCAGCGGGGAGGACGAGAACGAGGAGGAGGAGAUGGAGGAGUUUGAGGCCGAACCUGCGGAAGUGCAGACAUCUGUGCAAGCUUCAGCCGAGGAGGUGGUGCCAAGUGAGGCCAUGGAGGAGAAGAGCGAGGAGAGCGAAGAUGACGCCAACAUGUCAUUUGGGCCGGGGAACUCUACUGUAGUGGAGCAGACCUCAGACCAGCAGAGCGAAGCCACCGCCGUUGCAGUUCACGCAGCCGCCGUGCUGGAGAGCAACACCAGCAGCAGCACCGACUCCCCCGUCAUGAUCAACGCCGACCAGGAGGUGGGCUCAGCCAACACCAGCCAGAAGUCAGACGAGGACGACUUUGUGAAGGUGGACGACCUUCCUCUGCAGCUCACAGUCAUGUGUCAGGUGACAGCUGACCAAACAAACACACAGAAGGAGGAGCUGCAGAAACGCAUCGUGGAGGAGCAGCAGAACAACAACCUGUCGGUGGAGAUCCUCAACGGGAACACGGACACUCUGAACGGACUGGUGGGAACCACGGACGCCGUGAAGGACCCAGAAAACCUGGAUGUGCCGAGUGUGUAAGCCUCAACACUAUCGUUCGUUGCAGCUCUGUUUCUUCUGUUCAAAAGAAAAGGUCAAAUAUGCUAAAAUAAUAAGUCACUUGAGCAGAUAUUUGUUCCACUGUAGCUCUCGGCUGAAUGUGACCUGAAGUUGGGGAGGGGUGGGGGGAGUUCAUCUUGUUGCUGCUGAAGUUUCUGUUCAAUCCAUGAGCUGUUUGGAUCCACCCUUCAGCCUCGAGGGACAUGGAUGUGUGUCGGUUCAAGCCCACUGUUGUUGCACUGCUCUGCAUCUCUGCACUUGAUUCCUGUUGAUUGACUCAUCUCCAGUUCCUUUCUGUCAAGUUUUAAGCUCCUUUUAAGGAUGAUCUUUGUUCACGUGUGAAUGCAAAUGCAUCGACAUGGAAAUUUUAGUAAAUAAAUUGUUUAAUAAGUGACGUCCACACCUUUUUAUUGUUG